GGAAGGUGAACAAUGUUGGCCACCUGGUAAUACUUGUGCCGAUGAGGAGCUUCAGAUUCGGUGCCACAAGGCAUGCAAUGUUCGCUCUGAUUCGGUCUGGCUCAAGCCUUGUAGCUUACAGUGCACGAAGCCAGCGAGCUGCUAUCCUUGCCCCAUCGCCGAUUCGGCGCCAUGUUCCGUGCAGCUGUCGCAGGUUUGCUGAUCCCGGCCGCGGCUGUGGAGUGUGAGCAGGUGCAGCUGGGCGACCGGGUGGACUGCACACGCAUGGACGAGGACUCCUGCCGUGCCGCCGGCUGCUGCUGGGGCCCGGUGUCCCCCAACCCGGGCAACGCGCCGUGGUGUUUCUUCAGCAACCGCACCUUGCAGUCCUGCACCUUGGGUGGCGACGCCAAGGAGCCCUUCUCCGACGAGGAGGCGGCUGAGGUGCUGAGGCUCUUCGAGGCCAACCUGGACGCAGAGGGCAGUGGCGAGGUCAUGGCGUCCCCAGACCACGCCACGGGGCCCGGGGGCGACUACUACUACGCCUGGGCACGGGAUGGGGCUUUGAGCAUGCACGCCUACCUGCAGACCAAGGGUGCGGGCGCGGAGGAGAAGAUGGGGAAGUGGCUGAGCUGGGUGGAGCGCUCCAUGAAUCAGCCGGACCCCAACGAUGUGGACAUCCUGGUGGAGCCCAAGUACUUGAUCCCCCAAGGCACGCCCUACACGGGUGGCUGGUGCCGGCCCCAGAACGACGGCCCUGGGCUCCGCGCCGUCACUGCCAUGGCCUUUGCGGCCCAGAAGCCGGAGGUGGCCGGGAAGGUCUGGGAGCUGGUGCGGCGGAAUCUGGACUGGGUGGCGGCCAACCACAGCUCUGAGACCUGCGACUUGUGGGAGGAGGUGCGCUCCAGCGACUUCUUCUGGAACCGCUACACCAUGCGCAAGGCCCUCAUUCUGGGCUCCAAGUUUGCGGCUUCGGCGGGGAAGGAUGAGGCGAGGGCGGCCAAGUACUCGACGGCGGCCAAGGAGAUCGAGCAGCAGCUGGGUGAUCACGUGGAUGCCAGCGGCUACGUCUUCGAGUCCACUGAUCGGCGCAAGGACACGGCCGUGAUCGAGGCCUUCAACGUGGGGGACUUGGAGGAUGGGCUGUUCGGGCCGUUGAGCACUCCGGUGGUGAGGACGCUGGCCACCUUGAGCGACUUGUUCUGCAAGAGCUACGCGGUGAACCAGCAGGCGGCGGCGGCCAAAACGCCCGGCGUGCUCUUCGGGCGCUACGAGGGCGACAGCUACGACGGGGGCAACCCCUGGGUGUUGCUCACCGCUUCUGCAGCCACGCUGCUCUACCGGCAGGCGCAGGCUUUGGCCAAGGGCGGCUCCAUGGACGCGGAUGCCAAGCAGGUGCUGCACCAGCUGUUGGGCCGGGAUGUUACUCAGCAGAAUCUGCUGGGCGCAGGAGACGCGCUCCUUCUGCUCAUGAAGAAGUACUUGACCAAUGGCAUGCACAUGAACGAGCAGAUCGACCGCAAUGACGGCAGCCUCAAGUCUGCCAAGGACUUGACUUGGAACUAUGCCAACGUCUUGAAGGCUAUCGCUGCGCGGAAGGCGGCCGCUGCGACGGAGACUUUGGUGAUUUGAGGUCUGGACGUCUUGACGUCUGUGCGCAUGGAGCUCCGAAGCAGCUCUCCUGGCUUAAAUUCAGCGGUUUUGCCUUGAUUUUGCCUCGAAUUAGCUGAGGGAUGCGCCUUUGCCAUCCCUUGCCCCCGUUUUGCUUGCGGCAUCCAGCGGCUGUUAGUUGAACAGCGCGGAGAUGCAUGGAGUCUUGGGAGUUGAGGCUUGGCCUGCAUCUUUUCCACGGCCAAGUCUACACUCGAAGCCUGGCUUGCCUUAGUGCGGGUCUGAGCCGAC
Molecule: messenger RNA, 1881 nt
Organism: Effrenium voratum
Lineage: Eukaryota; Dinophyceae; Suessiales; Symbiodiniaceae
Source: the annotation of a GenBank genome assembly